CUGCACACAAGUCACGUUGUCGUUUUGACCCCCGCCAGAUUGCUGGCAUACUCAGCUACCUGGUUGCAUGCUGGGCACCGCAGCGCCUUCCCGCGCCUGCGUUUGCGGCACAUGUCCUCCCAGCAUGACUCACAGACACACUGCUGCAUACAGGGGAAGAAACACACUGUGGGCAGCCGAUCCAGGCACACCACACACGUGCCCUUCCGCCUCUCCGCCUCCCCCAGCAGCUGGCUCAAGCUACGCUGCUUCUCGAUUAUCUCCUCUUUGAAGCCUUCGAUGGCAGCAGAAUCGCCGCUCCGAAACAGCAGGGUGCCAACACUCAGUCUGAUGCGUGCACACACAAAGGGAGGCAUAUGCAUGGCUGAAUCGGGCCGUGUCUCUUUGUGUGUUGUACCUGUCGUCAGCCACUUGCUCGAUCUCAUCGCGUUUCUUCUGUAGCGACACAACCAAGGUCUUCUGCAGGGCCGUCUGGUCCGCUUGUGCAGAAAGCGCAUCUAUCAGGCCGCACACACAGUGACAGACGGGGAGUAAGGCACACAUGCACACACAUCCAGGGAGUACUCACCGGCGGGUCUCGGUCAUGAGUUUGGCAACCGUCUGCCGCUGCUGCUGCUCCGCUGGCGACGAUGACACGCUCAACCCCCUGCAUGUGCCAUGCACAUUUGUCGGCGUGUCCUUGUGAGGUUGGAGUGGACUCACCGUGUAUCGUCGUAUCCGUCCCUUGGCAUGGCGACAGCCGCAUCGUAGAGCUUCUGCAGCCGAGUGGCUUCAUCGCGGAUGCGUGAGCAGAAACGAUCUACUUCAUCUGAUGUCGUCGUGGCGAUCAACGAGGCACGCGUCAACCUGCAAACGUACAAUAAGUGGCCAGCACAGUGGCCAUUGGUACCCGUCUGAAUACCCCUUUUGAAUGAUCGCACGACAGCACUCCUCAUGGUACACGCUGAUCGAGGAAGGAGACACACACGUGCGAACGGCCAGCGAGAUGUGUGUGCGACCAUGACGGCGUAGCGUACGCAAGUAUGGUAUCAACGGCCUCCUCCGCCAAUGAAGAGAUGUCGAGGUCAUCGUUGACCACCAUGAGGGCGCACAAAGGCUCAACACAGCCGCACUGAACCGCCUGCCGCACCUGAAUAGACACAGACACCCCUUGUGGUUUCUUGUGUCCUUGAUGGAUGCGGCACUUGCCUGAGUGGUGUGUCUGGGUGUCCCCUUGUCCGCCGGCGAUGGCAGAACUAUGACAUUCUUGAUGGCCGUGAGAGCCAGCUUCUUGGCGGUCGACAGCACUCGUGCAGCGGCGAGAACCGUCGUCGACGGCCGCUCGCUGUCAGUGGUACAGGCAUCUCGCAGAAUGUCCAGCAGAGGCGUCAGCGCCGUGUCAAGGAUCCGCCGCCGCGACUCAGGCUGACUUUGGAUGAUGAAACCCAUCGCCACCAAGGCGUGCUCUCGCACCACGCCGCUAGAGGACGACAAGAGCUCCGUCAAGACGGAAAGGGCCCCAGCUCUGACGACUGCUGUAGGCUGCUCCGCUGCGAUGUAGCUGAGGGCCUUUGCCGCCUCCUGCUGCAGGUCAGGCCGGUCGCGGAUCUUGCACAACUUGAUAAGCACCGGCACCACACCGGCCUUCACGAGCCGCUGGGUUAGCACCUUCCCAUCGAUGGACAGAUAUUCGCCCAGCUGCUGUGUGGCGCUGAAGCGGCGGCUGUGGUCGUCCCUAUGGAGUGCGUCAACGAGGUCAUCUAUCAAAGCCAUGCGGCCAGAACGAUGAGGGCCGGCUGCAUCUGCCGCAUCCAGAUCUUGCCUCAGAUCUUGCCUCAGAUCUCA
Molecule: messenger RNA, 1824 nt
Organism: Vitrella brassicaformis
Lineage: Eukaryota; Vitrellaceae
Source: the annotation of a GenBank genome assembly